AUGAUGCUGCCACUACAUUACGAGGCCAGUCAGAAAUGGCCUAUUCGCAUCUCCUCACGCGCCCUUCGACGACACAGUAUUGUGUACGGUACUCUAACAAUCUCGGUCACUACCAUGAUAUGUACAGCACUGUUCAUCGGCAUAAGGUCUGGUAUCGAGUCAUCGGCGUCCCUAUCAAAACGUGGACUGGCCGAUAGGGAAAUACUCUUUCGUCAGGUACAGCCUGACCUCAAUCCGGGUCCUCCUCAGCAAGAUAUUGAAGAUCAGCCAGCAAUGGCAACGACUACAGCAAGCGUUGGCACCCUCGAAUCUCCGAUCGACUUGCUCGGUGGCCUUACUGGAGUGAUGCCACAUUUCUACGUCGAUCGGACGGAGAGCGCAGCCACCCCGACAACGACUGUGCCCGCUGUUGAUCCAUUAACGGCACUGUCUGACGCUAUUCGAGAGGCCAUAGCCAGCGGUGAUUCAUCACACAAAGAAGCCGAUGUUCACGAGACGGAUUUAGAAGCACGCAACAAUCAAGAUAUUCAAAACUCUAUCGUGUGGAUGGGACAGCCGUCCCUAUUCAGUAUACUUUCUGACAUUGUUGUCCAAGUUUGUGCCGUCGACUCUGGUGCUGGCGCAAGACUAAUCGACGCAAUCCUCAGCGUAUUUCCUGUCGACAGUAUGGAUAUAACGUCCGUUAUUCCUACGGUCGCAGAACACUCAUCCGUUACUGCGGAGGAUAUCUUGCCGCUAAUCUUGCCAGCAAUUGCGGCCGCUGUUGGUAAACAAGUUCAACCGUCUCACAUUGCCAACAUUCAGAACAUUGACGGCAUCAUGGCGAACAUAAUCCUACGUGGCGGGCUAUUUGUGGGUGAAAUCAUCAACUCAGUAGUAUUUUUGGCCAGAACCGAGCUUUACGAAGUUCUGAAUCAAGUGGCCGGAUUGAUGUGCACUGCCGCAGAUCAUCUCACCCUGCCAAUAUGUACACUCUCGAAACAAACCUCGGGCACAACGUACCAAAUCGUCAUACCCUGUGACUGUACCGGCUCUCCAUCCCCGUCACAACCGCCGCAAGGUUACAUUACCAAGGAGACGACCAGUGCGGCGAACUGGAGUGUGCUGACCAUAUUCCCCACGGCUGGGUACACCUUUUCGUCGCUUUUACCUACCAACUUGCCUCCAAGAUACGGAGAGAAUAUGCCUGAGCCUACAAAAGAAAUGACCGCGGGGAAUCUGCCGGCGCAAUCAAAUCUCCCCUACGGCCAGCCCCAGACAAGCUGUACAUCCACUCUGCCUCCUGCUUAUUCAAGUGCACUCGGGCCAACCUCUGCAUCUAUGUACACAGAUCCAGAUGCGGCUUCUCAAACUGCAGCGUGUCCGAUUUGCUCGUGUCCCUGCGAUGCGGCCCCAGCGUACUCUUCUGGUCCAGCAGGGAAUUGCCCUAUAGCAACACCGGAGGCGAUACUAUCCAAAUAUGAUGAUGAAGGAACAGUAUCUUUUGAGACCUCCUUACCGAAAAUAGACUGUUCCACGGGCCAGUCGAAAGAGCCUACGACAACCGUCGACCCCAUGCCGAGUUACUCCAAGCAAGAUGAGCAAUCCAGCCAGGGCCCCAGUUCUUACAAUAAGGAGAACAGCAUACCAGAAUCAGAAUCAUAUUCUUGGGAUCCACGAGGAUGGAAAUACCUCGGCUGCUUCAGUGAUAGCGCAGAGCGAGUGAUCAGAGGAGGACCAAGGGUAUUCUCCGGCGAAGACAUGUCCAACGAGAAAUGUAUGACCUACUGCAGAUUGAACGGAUUUCCUACUGCAGGUACCGAAGACGGAAGAGAGUGUUGGUGUGGAAACUCAAUUGUAGAAAAUCUCCAGCUUCUACCGGCGACGGCUUGCUCGACAGCAUGCCAAGGAGACACCUCAGCUCAUUGUGGUGGUACUUGGGCGAUCUCAAUUUAUAUCAGCGAGGGCCAUGAAUGGUUCAAGCCAAAACACACUGUAGCCGACUUACUGGCCAAGAAAUAA
Beauveria bassiana ARSEF 2860 is the source of this 2001-nucleotide messenger RNA. RefSeq names its product WSC domain-containing protein. The record is from RefSeq and is a predicted model, not a curated record. The coding region runs from base 1 to 2001 and encodes 666 amino acids. The transcript is spliced from 3 exons. Lineage: Eukaryota; Fungi; Ascomycota; Sordariomycetes; Hypocreales; Cordycipitaceae.